Molecule: messenger RNA, 3423 nt
Organism: Rodentolepis nana
Lineage: Eukaryota; Metazoa; Platyhelminthes; Cestoda; Cyclophyllidea; Hymenolepididae
Source: the annotation of a GenBank genome assembly
AUGUUCCUUUUGAAAAUCCUGGCUGUGAUAACAAACGUUAGUUUAAUAGCUGCAAGCCCAUACGCCUUCAUUGAUUCCCAUUCUCAAUUCUUCCAAAUCAUAGAGGAGUCUCUUAACGGAACGGAAAUCAUUGGUGUAUCUGAGUAUCUCCACAAUGCCGUUGGGAUAGGUUCCAAAACGACCUAUCAGCUACUUGAUUCUCAUGAAAUACUCACCCGUUUGUUGAAAAUUGAGUCACAGACUGGCCGACUUUAUGUGGAUGGUAGAAUCGAUCGAGAGACUAUCUGUCCACAAACUUCAGGCAUUUCUCUACCCUUCCUUGAUUCAGAUACUUCAUGUAUGAAACAGAUUAGUGUCUUAGCUACCAUACAGCAAGACCAAGAAGUUUCAGUUCAAACGAUUCCUCUAAAACUUGUGAUUCUGGAUGUGAACGACAAUGCUCCUUCAUGGAAUUCUGCUGCUAGACAAUUAGACGGUCUUCCAGUUUUAGAAGCCAGUAUUCUUGAACAAGCUUCUGGAAGUAAAGUUCAAGUUCCGGCGGCAUAUGAUCCUGAUUUCGGUCUAAAUGGCGAGAUCUCCUAUCGCCUUGAGAAUUACCCGAAUCCAUCUGGAGGUGAUUCACCGAAUCAAGAUCACGGACCAGCUCCAUUUACAAUCAGUGGUCCGGUUGGUGGAAUGCUGCAACUGACCCCGUUUCAAACCAUCGACUAUGAAAAACAGAAUGUGUAUGACCUUCUCUUAGUUGCAUCAGAUGAUGGCAAACCCCCGAAAGUGGGGAAGGCACAUUUACGAGUUAGUGUAAUUGACGUAAAUGAUGAAGCCCCAGUUUUCAUCCAGCAGAUCUUCACUCCCCCAGGUGGCCAGGGUAUUUCAGAACGUACACAACCUGGAAGAGUCAUUCUCAAUGUUACCGCUGUAGAUGGAGACGCUUCAGACCGAAAUUCACGCCUCACUUACUCAAUGGUUCCUAGCUCCAAUCGACUGAUAGGUGAAAUGUUCUCAGUGCAUCCAGAUGGUAGGAUUAUCCUUCGACAUUGGUUAGAUUAUGAGACCUUGGAACCUGCGCAUAUGUCUAGUUCUACUCAAGCUCUACGUGAGGCACCUCCCUCUAAAGGGAAGCAAUUUGCAUUCUUCGUGAAAGCAACAGAUUCGGCACCACCACCCUAUGAAAAAACGGGGACUGCGCUCGUUGUCAUUCCAAUUAUCGAUGAGAAUGAUGAAAAACCAGUAAUUAGUUCGCGGUUUCUGGGAUCACCAGAACUCGUUAAACAUGGUGAAGCAGGUGUUAUAAUAGAGAACUCGACUGUUCCAGUUCGAUUGGCCUAUAUUCAAGCUCGUGAUCCAGAUUUUGAUGGUCGUGAUCGUGUCGAAUGCACAGUUCCAGAUAAUGAAAAUCUUUCCAUCAAACGAGUGGCACCAAUAACUCAUCGACAGUCUAGUGACGAUAUGAGUAUUUCGCCAAAUAACAAUGACUUUCUUCUAAGUCUUGAGGAACCCGUAGAUCGAGAAACUGUAAAAAUGCUUCAGGUACGAAUACAUUGUGUUGAUGAGGCUAAUAACACGGCAGAUAAACUGAUCAACAUUCGUGUUUUGGAUGUCAAUGAUGAAUGCCCCACCUUUCUUUGGCCUGUGGUCUAUUUUUCUGUCAACGAAAAUACCAAGGUACCUUCAACAGUCAAUGGUCCGAACGGUACCCUUCAAGGUUACAGAAUUGGAAGGGUGAUAGCCUACGACAAGGAUGAAGGGGAUAAUGCGAGAAUUAUGUAUGGUCUCCUGCCAGCCAUUGAAAUCGAGGAGCCCAAACCGAGACCUAGUUUAUUCCCUCUUAGUGAAUAUGACCUAGAAAACUAUCCUACGCAAGCUUCCGAUAUAUUUCGGAUCGAUUCAACCACAGGAGAGCUUUUCGCACUGAGAUCAUUCGACGCGGAGAAAGAGAAGCUGAUAAAGUUGAAGGUUAUUGCAAUAGAUCAACCUUCAGAUCCAUCUGCUCGCUCACAUACUGGUACAGCAAGUGUUGUUAUUCAGAUUUUUGACAUGAACGAUUGGUCUCCGGUGUUUCACCAAGUGUUUGAAAACGAUCGACACAAUCAACAACUCUAUGCUCAUAGUAUUCUUGACGAACCAUCAACAGUUGACUCCUAUCAAUUCUCGAUUAAGGAGAACCUUCCUGCUUAUACACUCGUUGGGCGGAUCAGUGCAAUUGAUCCAGACGUGAGCUUCUGGGGAUCUAUUAGUUUUAUUAAUAAUGGCACAGCAGGUGAUGGUUCACGUUCUCCCAAAGGAAUAACACUACAAUUCGCUCCAGGGACUCCAGCCUAUGUGGAAAAUGCCUUUACUAUUCAUCCAAUUUCUGGGCAGCUGAGAACUACUGGAUCCUUGGACAGAGAAGCUUGUGCGAACUAUACAUUCAGUGUCAUCGCUGUUGAUAAAGGACCGGUAGAUGGUGUUUCAAGAACUUCAACCGCCGUAAUCACUGUCAAUGUUGAGGACGAGAACGACAACGACCCUGUGUUCAUCCGACCAGUGUCUGAAGCAUUGGACAAUGGCAAAGCGCCAGGAGGUGAAACACUCUUUGAGGGCGAUGCAUUCCCUUCACCAUCACCAACACCCCAAGGCAGUCUCGAUUCCCAGUCUGCUUCCUCAUCCUCUGGGUCUGCAUCCGCGUCAGCCCCCAUCGCAGACAAAGAUCGUAUUCCAGUUGUUGCCGUUAGUCGCUUGCCCAGUAACGGGGGCUCUAUCGAUGCCAACUCAAAUCCAAUCGCUCGUCUACUGAUUCGGAUAGAAGCUCAUGACCCAGACGCUGGUCGAAACGGUCAAAUUCGUUAUGCAAUCACGUCGGGAAAUGUUGAUGACAUCUUCUACUUGGAUCCAACUUCUGGAUCACUUGUGCUCAAGAGUGCUCACCCAGCUGUGAAGGAGGCUUCGAGCUAUCUUCUUCAAUUUGAAGCUUGUGACCAAGGGGUUCCACCGCGUUGUGCGACUCCAACCCGUCUACGCGUUGUAAUGGGUAGACCAGUUAUGAGUAAAGGGGGAAAUCCUGGAGGUAGUGUCUACCCCAAUACUCUAGACGAUAAUUCCUACUUUGGAUCAAGUCGGUUUUCCGGGGAAACAUCCAUGACGGAGUUGGAAGAAGCUGGUCAAUACGCAGAUGUGUGGGAUAAGAGUGCUUAUAAUGAGCUUGGUUCUGAUUGGUCAUCUCUUUCAAAAUGGGAAGAUAAACAACGCUACUUGAGAAAUGAAUACGAAAAGCAGAAUUCGCCGAAUAGAAGAAGUGGAGUGACUGUCAGUGAAGCAGUUAUAAUCUGUGUUGCCGUGAUAUUUGCGGUCUUCCUCUGCGCAGCCUUGAUAUUAGUGUACCUGGUGAAACGCAAAUCCAUUUAUUUUUCUAUCGGAGGGAAGCAUAAUCGAAAAGGUGGGUGCUGA